Molecule: messenger RNA, 1182 nt
Organism: Trichoderma citrinoviride
Lineage: Eukaryota; Fungi; Ascomycota; Sordariomycetes; Hypocreales; Hypocreaceae
Exons: 1
Coding region: 1-1182 (393 amino acids)
Biological process (GO): phosphatidic acid biosynthetic process
Cellular component (GO): endoplasmic reticulum membrane
Molecular function (GO): ATP-dependent diacylglycerol kinase activity
Source: RefSeq, a predicted model, not a curated record
AUGUCGCUCCGUCGCCAGUCGGCCCGCGUGCCGCAGACGCCUCGCAUCAUCUCCCCCAGCCCGACGCCGUCAGAACGAGACGCGCAGGAGUACGUGGGCCCCAUGACCCGGAGUCGAAGAAAGGCCCCGGCGCAGCAGGCGGUGGACGAGGUCAGCGACGAGAGCAGCUCCUCCGGGCCCCGAAGAUCCCGCACGAGAAGCCGCUCGCCCCUCGAAACGCGCGCGCCUCGCACGGCCAAGACGCCAAAGGCAGCAGCGCCCAAAACAGACCAGGACGGCAUCAUGGCGACGGCCACGACGACGGCGACGGCAAUGGCCUCGCGGCUGGCCACUACCAACACCAACGGCCAUCUGGCGCCUCCCCAGCCCACGUCGACGGGAUGGAGCUGGCGCGACUUCAGCCGCAGCCCCAGUCCUCUGGGCCUCAUCCCCAUCCACAGGCACUGGCGGACGUUUGUGCACAAGCAUGAGGUCCCGCGCAAGGCGCUGCACGUCUCCAUCGGCUUCUUCGUCGUCUGGCUCUACAGCUCGGGCACCCAGACCAGCGCCGUGCCGCCGUACCUCAUGGGCGCGCUGGUGCCCAUUACGACGGUCGACUGGCUGCGGCACCGAUACGCCUCCUUCAACCGGCUCUACGUCAAGGUGCUCGGCGCCCUCAUGAGGGAGAGCGAGUACUCGGGCUGGAACGGCGUCAUCUUCUAUCUCCUCGGCGCCUGGAUCACCCUCUACUUCUUCCCCAAGGACGUGGGCGUCAUUAGCGUCCUGCUCCUCAGCUGGUGCGACACGGCCGCCAGCACAUUCGGCCGCCUCUGGGGACGAUACACCCCGAGGCUGCGCCGCGGCAAGUCCCUGGCCGGAUCGCUCGCCGCCUUUGUCGUCGGCGUGGCCACCUCCUAUCUGUGGUAUGGGUGGCUGGUCCCGACGCUGGGCCCCAAGCCCGGCGACGAGAACUUUAUGUUCACAGGCACUCUGUCGCUGCCGCGCGCAUUGGUGGAUGCUGUCGGCAUCCCGGAGAGCAUGACCUCCGUGUCCGGCUCGGUGGCCCUUGGCAUCAUGAGCGUCUGGUCCGGAUUUGUGGCCUCGGCCAGCGAGGUUGCCGACGUGUUUGGAUGGGACGACAACUUGACGAUCCCGGUGCUUAGUGGAAUUGGUAUCUGGGGGUUUCUGAAGCUGUUUGGCUAG